Messenger RNA from Amphimedon queenslandica, 1110 nucleotides. RefSeq lists its product as uncharacterized. Gene Ontology annotation, biological process: signal transduction. The record is from RefSeq and is a predicted model, not a curated record. Gene Ontology annotation, molecular function: protein binding. NCBI's taxonomy places the organism in Eukaryota, Metazoa, Porifera, Demospongiae, Haplosclerida, Niphatidae. Bases 26 to 1063 code for a protein of 345 amino acids. The transcript has 4 exons.
AUUUACUCCAACUAUAAAGGAGUUAAUGGAACAUGUUGAUGUUAGUACUGACUGGUACAUAGUUGGUACAAUGCUUGACUUGGAUCAAAAGUCAUUAAAAAAUAUUGAGAGACAAACUGGCCACACUGACACUCACAAGAUGAUAGAGAUGUUCAAUCUAUGGCUGACCACUACUCCUACUGCUAGUAGGAGACAAAUAUUGGAAACAUUGAAAAAAAGUGUUGUGGGAGAGAAUACACUUGCUGAUGAAUAUGAAAAGCAUUUGAAGGAAAUACACAGAGCAACUUAUACACCACCAUUUUGUGAAGCAGUUUCUAUUCUUCAAAGGAACAUUCAAUCAUUGAAUGAGGCUCUUGUCUCUCCUGUACAAGUGUCUCAACUGUUAUACUGUAAGCAAUGUAUAAGUGAAGCUACUCUUGACAAAAUGGAAGAGAUAGAUAAAAAAACCAGGUCAUGGGAUGACAAAAAGACAACUCUAUUGACUGCCUUGCAAGAAACAGUGUCUAGUGAUUACAAAAAACUUAAAGAUAUUGCUACAGUGCUGUCUGGUAUCGAAGAAGCAAAAGAGAUAGCCAAUGGAAUGAUGAGUGAAUAUGAAAGUAAAAUUCCUCAAGAGGGUGUUUGUACAGUAGUACAACCACAGGAGGUAGUAGAUCUAGGUGGUAAUGAAAGUUGUGCUAGCAAUAUAUUGAGAAAUAAUUACAGUGCUCUCUCUCAGUCAAUUACUGAACCAGUCAGGGUAGCUGAGUGGCUUCAUGAAGAGGUCUUGUCUGAUGAGGCUCUGUCUUGUGUCAUGUCUACCAGAGGUUCUGUCUUACACAGUAGAGCAGCUCUCCUCAAAGCUGUACGAGGUGCUGUUCGUUCCAAUUACAAACACCUGGAGUUGUUUGUUACUGUAUUGAGGAAGUUCUCAGAGACUGCUCAUAUUGGUGAUACUAUAUUUGAAGAAUAUAGAAAGCAUUUCCACAUGUAUUAUGAUGAUGUUGAAGAGAGUGAAAUUUAUUUGACAAACAAAGCCCGACAAAAAUCUAUGUCUACCAGUUCUGAAAGUAUUAUAGAAUAGUUUAGUUAUAUCUGUACUUAAUUUAAUGUAACAGGUUCAUCAUUUGA